AUGAGUUCCAUCACAGAUGCUGAAAAGCAAAUCGAAGCUUCAAACCCCAAUAAAGUCGUGGGUAUUGACUUGGAGGAAAUUGGCGAGCGCGAAGGUUAUGUCUUGAACGAUGCUGUUCUUGCUCAAAAAAAUGGUCUCAAGACGGCGCCUGAUGGCACUAUCCUAAUUCCUCAACCGAGUAGCUCGCCUAAUGAUCCUUUGAAUUGGUCGCCCUUCCGCAAGCAUUUAUUCUUGAUUAUUAUCUCGUUAACGGCUUUCUUGCCUGAUUAUGGUAGCGCAACUGGAGCUUUGGCCUUGCAGCCACAGGGAGUUGAGUGGAAUAUGGAUCCCAAUGUUGUCAACCACUCGCAGGUUGGAAACGUAUUUAUGGUCGGUGCUGCUGGUCCUAUCAUCGUCGCAUUGGCUGCGUAUUUCGGACGCUUCCCUCUUCUUUUCUGGUGGACUUUGCUGGCUGUCGGUACUGCCGUCUGGUGUGCUGCAGCCAAAAGUUUUGACUCGUUCAUGGCUGCUCGAAUUCUGAACGGUUUCUUCUCUACUGUCGCACAAGGAGGUGGUCUCAUGUUCAUCAAAGAUAUGUUCUUCUUCCAUGAGCACGCCCGCAAAAUUAAUAUUUGGUCCGGUCUCAUCGUCAUCUCCCCAUACAUGGGUCCCCUCCUCGCAGCCUUCAUUACCGACACACAGAUCUGGCAGUGGGCUUUUGGUGUCUACGCUAUCGAGACCGGUCUUUGUCUGAUCGCUAUCAUCCUCUUCAUGGAUGAGACCUAUUAUGACCGCAAGACUGGGCAGCCAGAGCUCGUCACCAGCGGUCCUCGCUGGCAGCGCAUGAUCGGUAUUCAACAAUACCGCACAAAUUACACUCAGAUCUCAUUCAAGAACGCAUGCAUGCGCCCUCUCACUAUGAUCUGCAAGCCUGUUGUGUUCAUCAUGACUAUUUAUUAUUUACUUACAUUCGCCUGGAUCGUCGGUAUCAACACCACGCUCAGCAUCCUCCUCACCCCCCUAUAUGACUUCCAAGCAAAGGCGAUUGGCUUUUUCUACUUCACCCCCAUCGUGGCCGCAAUUCUCGGUGAAAUAUCCGGCCAUUGGCUCUACGACAUCAUCGCCAAAGAAUACGCAAAACGCCACAACGGCCGUCUCGAUCCCGAGGCCCGUCUCAUCGCGAUCUGGAUCACACUGCCCUUCAUGGUUGGUGGUGCCAUUCUAAUGGGUUUCUCUCUGGAGCGUCAUUACCAUUAUAUGCUCACAGCUCUAGGCUGGGGCUGCUUCGUAUACGGAAUUAUGAUCGUCACCGUCGCAGUGGCCUCGUAUCUACUGGACGCCUACCCCGAAGCCAGUGGCGAGGUCUCUGCUUGGGUGAAUUUCGGCCGUGUGAUCGGUGGAUUCAUCGUGUCUUACUUCAUGGUUGAUUGGUAUGAGAAGCAGGGCGCUAUUCGGCAGUUUUCCAGUAUGGCUGGAGCUGUUGUUGCAGCGUUCCUGCUUGUGGUUGGUAUACAAAUUUGGGGCAGGAGACUAAGAGCUUGGUCUGGUCCUGCCAACUUUACGACUUAA
Molecule: messenger RNA, 1548 nt
Organism: Penicillium taxi
Lineage: Eukaryota; Fungi; Ascomycota; Eurotiomycetes; Eurotiales; Aspergillaceae
Product: putative MFS transporter
Exons: 4
Coding region: 1-1548 (515 amino acids)
Biological process (GO): transmembrane transport
Molecular function (GO): transmembrane transporter activity
Source: RefSeq, a predicted model, not a curated record